AUGACAUGGCUGAACUCAAGACUCAUACCCUACAUAUCCGAAAAGAAAGUACUUCCAGAUACUCAAGUUGCAACUCAAAAAGAUGUACAGACACGAGAUCUAAUGAGUUAUCUGUCAAGCAUCAAAUGCUGGAGUAACCAGAAUAAAACUCAAAUUUACGCAAUAAAGCGCGAUCAAAUAAAGGGGUUUGACUAUCUUGCACCAGAGGGUUUCUAUGAUAUCAUCGAAGCUAUUGGUUUACCAGAUUCUAUUGCAAAAUUGGAUCAAGCGGCUCAAAAGGAUAACAACUGUAUCAUUCGAACUGCUCAUGGGCUGACAAAACCCAUAAUCAUCAACGGCGUAACAAAGCAAGGCGGUCCUUUAUCUCCACUCAAGUCAACACUCACAACAAGUAUGGGACAUCAUUACCUCAAUGAUUUACUCCUUCAAGAUCCUGAUGCAUUGAUAAUAUCAAGUACAAACCAAAGAAAGGAUGAUCCACAUCUCUCAGAUGACAAUUUAGUUGCAAGAAUCGGAAUGACUGAGGCGACAGAUGACUCAUACAUAUUUCCAAGGACCCUUCAAUCACUUCAGAAGAAUAUGUUACACAUGGAACAGUUCCAGUAUGCAUAUGGUUGGCUCACUCAAUGGUCAAAAGCGAAGGCAUAUGUCCUGAAUGGGGCAGGCCCGCAACCAGAAAAAGUCACCUUCGAAUCAAUUUCGACGACGAGUUUACUUCAAACAACAUUCCAUCAAAUACCGUUGAUCCAAGAUGAACUAGAAUUUCUUCAGGUCAAAGUUGACGAUGCAGAAGCGCGAUUUGAGCAACUGAAAGAUAUCAUUGAGGAGUACCACUUCCCAAGACUCGGAAACCGACCACCAAUAACUCUGCUCAACAAGAUCAUUUCACAAAAUAUCAUUUCGCGAUGCAGGGCUCUUCUCUCCUUACAGCCAAUCAAGCAAACAGAUGCAGAUAUACUAGAUAAAAAGAUAAAUCGUCUGGUUCACGAUCAAUUGGGUUUCCCUUUCAUGCCGAGCCCAACAAUACUAAUGCUUCCCAUCAGGAACAAUGGACUAGGAUUCCCAUCCAUCGCUCGAAUUAAUGCAGGCCUAGCAACUGAUAGAAUACGACGGGACCUAAAUCAUCAUAUCAAAUCAUAUAGGGACAUGGCCAGAAUUAUGAUGGCAGACUGGACAUGCUCUCUAAAUCACUGUGUUUAUCCUAUCUCUGGCACUGGUCUACUAACUCAAACACAUUCCUCUAGAUUUAAAAAGAUUCCGUCAUCAUGGAUAAUUGCCCAGAGGGUAAUGUCUGAGCACAGAGAGAAAUUGUCGCUUCCCCGAACAGACAGGACCGAAGUAUUGACGGGUGAUGUGUCCUUGUCUCACUACAUCUCAAUUUUCAAUCAUCAUAAUCAAACAAUACAGGAGAAAAUUGAUGGUAAUGUCAUGAAAUCACUGAGAGUUAGAGGAAUUACUCUGCUUCGUCAUGUUGGAAUGUGGAAGACAAAUCGGCCCAAGGGAAAACCUUCAAUAGAGUUAAAAGAAACCAUAAAUCUUGCAGGAUGGACAGCAGCUGGCAAGCAAAACCUCUCACGAAUGCAAAUUAUGCUAAGCUCCUUUGAAUUUCACUGGUUGGACAUACAAUCUAUAAAUCUGACAACUGAGCAAGAGCAGCGACAGGUAGCCGCUGAACAUCAAGUAUGCCAGAUUGCACUACUAUCCGGUCUCCAGCCAUCACCUCACAUCCAAACGGAACAACAAAUUUGGGCCUCAGAUGGAUCAAUGGUACCAGCAUCAGCAGGUCUACUCGACAAACGUUCAGUGACAACAUCAGUGACGGGCCCUACAACGCUUGUUGCCCAAGUUUCCAGGAUAAGCGCAUUCAUCACUCACGGUGAAUUGGCAGGGAUCACAGUGACACGCCUAAAUUUUGGCUAG
This is a messenger RNA of Lentinula edodes (shiitake mushroom), 1920 nucleotides long. RefSeq lists its product as uncharacterized. The record is from RefSeq and is a predicted model, not a curated record. The transcript has a single exon. Lineage: Eukaryota; Fungi; Basidiomycota; Agaricomycetes; Agaricales; Omphalotaceae. The coding region runs from base 1 to 1920 and encodes 639 amino acids.